ACUCGAGGCAGGUCUGGUUGGAUCUGACCCGGUUGUCUCAGACCCGAGUCCGACCUGUCAGUCAAGACAGACGAAGAAGAUUCUAGCUCAGCGACGUGACAAGAGUUCCGCAGUAAAUACGUACUGUACCUCCGCAGUGAUCAGCCUCGGCCAAAGCUUCCUUCACUUCUCCCUCCGGCAAGUACGGCUGCACUACCACCGGACCAUGGCCUCGUUCACCACGCUUCCGGCGAUGGUGAUAGAAGCGCUCGUGCCGGCAGCCAGGAAACGGGCGGGGAAGGAGGUGGCGGUGAUCGGGGCCGGUGCAGCGGGGCUGGCGGCGGGGAGGGAGCUGAGGAGGGAAGGCCAUAGAGUCGUCGUCUUCGAGCGGGGAAACACUGUUGGCGGCACCUGGGUGUACACGCCGGAGGUCGAGUCCCCCGACCUCCUCGGCGUCGAUCCCAACCGGACUUUGGUCCACAGCAGCGUCUACGAAUCGCUGCGCACCAACCUCCCGAGGGAGGUCAUGGGCUUCCUCGACUACCCUUUCUCAGUCCGUCCUGGCUGCGAUGGCCGGAGGUUUCCCAGCCACCAGGAGGUCGCCGCCUACCUAGCGGACUUUGCCGCGGACUUCGAUCUUGUGAGGUGGAUUCGGUUGGAGACGGAAGUCGUGAAUGUGGUACAGCACCCUGAUGGAAGGUGGCUGGUCCGGUCCAGGCGGGCCUUGCUCAACAGGGAAUGCACGCCCCCUUCCGCCGCGGUGAUCGAGGAAGUCUUCGACGCCGUCGUUGUGUGCAAUGGCCAUUACACGGAGCCUCGACUCGCCGUCAUCCCCGGCAUUGAAAAGUGGCGGGGGAAACAAAUGCAUAGUCACAACUAUCGCGUUCCUGGACCAUUUGCAGAUAAGGUUGUAGUUCUGAUAGGCGGUUAUGCGAGUGCAAAGGAUAUUUCCAGAGACAUUGCUCCAGUAGCUAAAGAAGUUCAUGUUUCGUCGAGAACUGAAUCAGGUGAACUACCAAGGAUGCAACCGGGAUAUGCUAACAUGUGGCUUCAUUCCUUGAUCAAGAGCACCCAUGAAGAUGGUGGCGUGGUAUUCAGUGAUGGAAGUUCAGUAAUUGCUGAUAUCAUUAUACACUGCACAGGGUACAAAUUUCGUUUUCCUUUUCUGGACUCGAAUGGUGCAGUAACUGUGGACGACAACCGUGUUGGCCCGCUGUAUAAGCACGUUUUUCCGCCGUCGUUGGCUCCAUCGCUUUCAUUCAUUGGGAUUCCCUGGAAGGUAUAUCCGUUUCCAUUGUUCGAACUGCAAAGCAAGUGGGUGGCAGGAGUUCUCUCAGGGCGGAUUUCGCUUCCAUCUGAACGAGAGAUGCUGGAAGAUGUAGAAGCCUUUUACUUGCAGAUUGAAGCAGCUGGAUAUCCUAAGCGUUACACCCAUAACAUUUCAAGUUACCAGUCUGAGUAUGAUGAUUGGCUGUCGAUGCAAUGCGGGUGCAUGAAGGUGGAGGAAUGGAGGAAGGAGAUGUUUGCUGCAACUUACAAGAAUCGAAUUGCUAGGCCGGAAAAUUAUCGAGAUGAAUGGGAUGACCAUGAUUUGGUUCUGCAAGCUCAGGAACACUUUCUCACAAUUGAGUAACUAUUUCCGUAGUGAAAAUUUUUCUUCAGUUGGUCAUGUAUUUCUGUUGUGUCUUUUUGUGAUGACAAUGUUUUUGUUUUGCUACACACAUCCUUCAUCAAGGGCAUCGAUUCGCCUA
This is a messenger RNA of Nymphaea colorata (pocket water lily), 1730 nucleotides long. Its product is annotated as flavin-containing monooxygenase FMO GS-OX-like 5. Lineage: Eukaryota; Viridiplantae; Streptophyta; Magnoliopsida; Nymphaeales; Nymphaeaceae. The coding region runs from base 206 to 1612 and encodes 468 amino acids. The transcript is spliced from 7 exons. The record is from RefSeq and is a predicted model, not a curated record. Gene Ontology annotation, molecular function: flavin adenine dinucleotide binding; NADP binding; N,N-dimethylaniline monooxygenase activity.